AUGCGACCACUGCGACAACCUCUCGAAUGCACUCUAGUUGAUGCUGGUUUAGCCGACAAGAUAUUUUAUAAAAUCCCCGAAAUUUUGAUUCAUCAUCAGCAUUUUCUAGCGGCCCUUGGCGAUCGACUCGACAACUUUCAAUCUGACACACGCAUUGGAGAUGUUCUUCUUUCACACUUCAAAAAGCAGUCGAUGAUCGAAACUUAUAUAGCAUUUGUUGAUAAUUUCAAAUUCGCUAAGCAGGCGAUAAUCGAAGCUCGAGGAAAGCCGGCAUUCGAAAAGGAUCAUCGUAAUAAAAUUGAUCUGGACUCAUUGUUGAUAUCACCGAUACAAAGAGUACCAAGAUACGAACUUGUUUUGAAGCAAAUAGUAAAACAUACAUCAGUGGAGCAUGCUGAUUAUGAGAAUUUGCUGAUAGCGCAAAAAUAUGUGCAUGAUUUGGCAACGACGAUCAAUCGGCAGAAAGAGGAGAGCGAGGAGAUGGAGCAGAGACUUCGUGAGAUCGAAGCGAUAGUCGACGGCCUCGAUGAUGUGCGUUUGUGUUCGCAUCAUUUUUAUCGUUAG
Messenger RNA from Anisakis simplex (herring worm), 564 nucleotides. NCBI's taxonomy places the organism in Eukaryota, Metazoa, Nematoda, Chromadorea, Rhabditida, Anisakidae. The record is from the annotation of a GenBank genome assembly.